UUUCUCGCUUCUUUUCCCUAAUCGUAACAACGAAGAUCUCGGCAUUUCGAUUUCCGCCUUCCCUGAUUUAUCUCUCUUUUGUUCUGAAAUCCGAUUUCUGUUCUUGCUGCUGCUGCUGGUUGGAUCAAGCUAGACGUCCGCGAGCAUGGAGGUAGUAGUAGAUUUGCUGAAAGGUUUUGCAAAAUCAACUCAAGAUUUCGCUGCCGGCGUUUCCUCCUGGAACGAGCAAUCUAAACGCCGAAGACCGAUAGAAAUCUUGAAGCGGUUACAGAAAGAGGCAUUCUCGGAUCUGUUGAAGCUAAGAGAUAGACAGGACAAAGUGGAAAGAAUCCUUUCAGUCUACAAGUUUUCGAAAGGAAGUCCAUUCCAAGAAACCAGCACCCGUGUAAGAGGAGAUGUUGAUAUGAUGGGGGCAUUACUGAUGAUGAAUGAUGUUGAUGAAAAUAGUUGUGAUUUGUUGAAGAGAGCUCGUAUUAGCACGGGCGUGUAUUCUAGGAUUACUUUUGAAACAACUGUUAGGGAACAUGAUACUUUAGCAGUAGAAUUUGUAGCCAGAGAUAGAAAUCAGGACGACGUUCUUGGUACUUCGCUUUCACUAUCGAAACUGUUUUAUGAGUCAAGUAUUAGGGACUGGUGUUCUAUGGUGGCUAUUCCUGUUGGAGCACAUUGCAAAGAUGUUGCUGUUGCAACCAGUUCUCGUCACAAGAAAAGGGUAUUCAACUAUUGUUCAUUAUUUGGACCACCUCUUCUGAACGAACAUCAUGGUAGCGCCCUUGCCCUAUUGGUAAGGAAAGCAAAAGUUGUUGCUUCUUUGGCUCAAUUUACGUCUAGACUAAUCGAGCAACCCGGUUAUGGAUUUGUUCGAUAUUUCACUACUUUUGGGCAACUCGCCUGUCAACUUUCAACAAGUACAAGGGUUUCGAUUCUGGGUAAACACCAAAUCCAUGGAUCUGCUAGAAAACAGGCCAUUCCUGGAGCUUUGAUAAUGCCGUUUGGCCUUGGGAAUAAUUUCAGAACGGCUGAAACCUUAAUAGAAACAUCUGAACUUCCGGUUGGAAUGCAGCAUUCUGAUGCUGCUGGAUCUGUUGCUUUAAUGAUGGAAUCUGAACUUGAUGAGAGUACUAGAAUUGGGGCUUGGGUUGAAAUGCAAAAUUUGAACUCAAAGAAUCUGCAAUGGAACAUUAGCGUAUCGGAUAUGCCUGAAGGCGAAAUUGGAUGGGGUUUGAGUUUGGGCGGGUCGACCCAAGGUCCAAAAUGUUGGAACCAUUUUCAGGUUGAGACGUUACUGAAUAUAAAUUAUUGUAAGAAGUUCAACUUGCAGCCGGCUUUGGUAUACCUAAUGGAUGGAACUAGCCAGUUUCCUGGCAUGAUGAUUCGCUGUAAUUGGUCUCUUUGAAUGAAUCAAACAAUUGAUUUUUAGCCGAUUUGUUUCAUUGAAAAAAUGUUUUGUAGAGUUAUUUGAAUAUGGAAUAUGUCAGUCUUGGAGUUUUGGAAGGUAGUUGUAAGAAGAUCCUGAUAAAGAUCAAUAUAUUUGAU
This is a messenger RNA of Impatiens glandulifera, 1536 nucleotides long. RefSeq lists its product as uncharacterized. Bases 146 to 1396 code for a protein of 416 amino acids. The record is from RefSeq and is a predicted model, not a curated record. NCBI's taxonomy places the organism in Eukaryota, Viridiplantae, Streptophyta, Magnoliopsida, Ericales, Balsaminaceae. The transcript has 3 exons.